UACAGUAACGUUACUUCUACUGACAUUUUCAGGGUAUCUUUGUUUUUGACAAAAUGAUGUUAUACAGUAAUUUUGUAACCAGGAAAAUAUAUUGUUGGAAGCAACACUAACCACCUUUACACAAGUGAUUAAAUGACUAAUAUUAACAUUUCUAAGUGGCGCGUGAAACGAUAGUGGUUGUUCCUCGCGCAUCUCAACACAUCUAACCAACAACUUAUUUAGCUAGUAAACGUUAGAUAACUACCAGUGCGACGUUACUCUGAACUUUUACGCUCACCUUAGUUUAGCUUAGAUAGUUAGUUUCACACUCACUGUACUGACGUUUUAAUUGCUUCUCUGAUAGAGACAGCCGUUGAAAAUGAAUUGGGUUGGAGGUUCAAGGAACCGGUUUGUGGUGAAGAAUGAUGCAAAAAAGCAGAGGGAGUUCUUUGAAAAGAGAAAAAUGCAACAGAAGUUGAAAAACUUGGGAAUCGCUCUGCCAGCAUCCCCUCGAGGCACUAGUUCUGGUAGCAUGGACCUGAUGACUUUGUUUAUCGUCAACCAGAUUGCUGCUAAGAAAGAAAAUAAAGAUCCUCCGAAAGUGGCAGUUCUUAGCAGCCCUAAAAUAGGAUCCAAGCAUAAGAGAAAUGAGCCCCUGGUACUCCCAAUGAGCCCCUGCUCCCCAUCCCAGCUGUGUCUUGUUGAGGGCCAGCCUCAGUACAGUAUUCAAGGAACGAGAAAUAGAAAGCAUGUCAUUCCCCAAGGCUUCAAGUGUCAGCAGCUGUCACCAGUGCUGGAGUCAGCAUUCUCAGACAACAGUGCAUCUGACUACCUGCCACCCAUAACCGACCCCCUCAGCCCCUUCUCCUCCAGCACAUCAGCUUCCUCAGGCCAAGUCAAUUUAGGGCAACAGGUCUCCACAGGAAUGUUCCCCCUGCAGAGAAGCCAGACACAGCCACAGUUACCCCCCCACUACACCUCAGGGCUGGAGCAGACCAAGUUUCAGCCCUUUUCCCAACCCAGAGGGAUGACAGACUGUACCCCCUGGUCCCGUGGAUCAAACCCAGCCCCCUACCAACUGGAGACACCCACAGCAGCCCAAGUACUGUUCAGAAGUCCCGAGCCAGAUAACACAGAGGCCCACAGGGACCAAGCAAGACAUGAGGUCACCUUCUGUCUCAACCAACCCGAGGACAAGGAGCCCAUGUUGGACUUCACUCUUAACCAAUCAGAAGCUGAGCAGCAGUUUGAGGGGGAUGUCUUUAGGGGCUUCAGUACUGAAGAAUGUGAAAGAGAAGCUGGUCAUUUUGGGAGAGGAAACUCCAAGAUAUAUCUCAAAGAUGAAACACCAGCACCACAAACUGUCCCUGACCCACAGUGCAUGGUAGUGGAGGGAAGCGACCACAUACAUCUCUCCAACUGCACUGACAUGCACUUUUCAUGUCUUGAACACAACAAUGGUCCCAUGAAUGACUGCGAAUACUCGCCAAGUUACUCUUGUAGCGGAGGUUACCGCAGUUCAGACUCAAAUGAUGAUGAAGAAUGCUGUCAGCCAUGUCUCCAGGCUGCCUCUUCCUACAUGGACCAAGCCUGUUAUGCAGAUAGCCUAAACCCAAACCAGGGGACACAACACACACAGGGGAAUCCAAAACAAAGGCACACCAAGCCCAGGCCUCCCACCCCGCUCCUGAAACCCAAAAUGAACUCCAGAGACAAUCAGAAAGUUAUGGAGAACGUAUCUUUCCAAGUUAAAGCCCUAGAAAGUAAUAGCCGACAGACGGGAAGCAACACAGCUCAGUACGCCUCUCCUCAAGCUCUGGCUCAAACUCCGAGCUCAGAGCUGUGCAAAUGCAAGAGAACGUCCAAUGAAACUCGAGAUGCUGGAACUCAAACUGUCGACGGCCCCACAGCUGAGACACGUCACACCUCGACUCAGUGCAGCUUCGUUGCGGACGGUGCAACCGAAGCCACUGGGUUUAACUUGAGCCGACCACCUGUUGAUGUGUCAGUACAGCAUCCAGCCACAGGGAGGCGCACCGAUACUGCCGCUGAGCCAAGCACACGCACUCCUUUGUCAGGCGAGGCCUGGAGUGGAGAGAAGCACACGCCCUGGACCAAGAAGAAAUCCACAGCUGGUUUCCUACCAGGCAGCAGCAUUAUGAACAAAUGCACUGCCAACAACAGUGAUGGCAAAGUGAUCCUACAGAGACCCAGAAACCCCUUUCCAGAUGCUCCGAGCAUGACUGACGUCGGAGGUAAGGAGAAUAGAGAGGGCAGAGAUGAGAGAGGGCCACAGGAAAAUGGCCGUCUGGUGAAAGACCUCUCAAGUGAAGUGAGGGAGGAGGUCACAUCUGCCACCAGAGCUAACAGACUCUCAGAAGAGGGCCAGACACUUCAGGAAAUAGCUGAUAUUUUGCUCAUGCUCAAACAGAGGAAAGAAGUAGGGAAGUAAAGUAACGUAGAUGGAUGAAGCAGCAGGAAAAAAAAAAAACAUGCCUGUUCUGUGCAUGUUUUUAUUUUUAUUUUUUUAUUUAAAGCAUUAUUUAAUAGUUUGUUUUUGGCAUAUAAACCACAUCAGUUACUUAAAGUGUUCGUAGUGUAGCGUUGUAAGAGACAGUGAAAUAAAGCUCCAAAGCGUUACUCUGAUUCAUAAGUUUAUUUCUUUCCCCGUAUACAUAUUCUAGUGUUAAGAUUUCAUGAAGAUAUUUAUUUUUGUAUAGAAUAUAAACUCUAGCCAAACAAAUACAGCUUGAACAAUAAUCAAUUAUACUAUACAGCACUCUUUUUUUUUUUUUUUUUUUUUAUUGGUAUUUUUUGUGGUUCCUCGUAAACUGUAGAAACACAUAGAAAAGAAUUGCGACCAUUUCACCAGAAGAACACAUUAAAUGCCCCCGCCGUAGUGGUAGAGGACACUGUUAACACAACUGGAUGUCAACAGCUGAAACAAUCACGCUAAAUAUUUGGUCAACACAAGUUUAAUUACACACUCUGUGUUAUGGAGCUUCAUCUGUGUGCGUUUUAACUGUAAUAAUACUUUCAGUACAAAACUAGUUUGUGUGUUGUUUUUUUAAGACAUCCUGGACCAGAUGAAAAUCUAAGAUAAAAUAAUACCCUCACAUUUUGAAUUAUAGUCAGCCAUCUUUCGCCACCUUUAAACUGUAAGCCAUUAGUCUUGUCAUUUAUGAAAAUAAGAUGGCACUAAUUCCUGUUAUACUGAUUAAUCAUUUUCAUAAGCAUUCUUAUGUAAAGGUGACACCUUGACAAUACCAAACAUAUCACAAUACUUGCAGAUACUUCAUUCAACUUGACUGUCACUGAAAAUGUCAUUACAUUGUGCCAUGGUAUUUGAUAAACAGCUUCUUAUUUGAAAAGUUUAUUAAAAAGAGGUAUUAUAUUUUAUUAAAUGAUGAUAGGUUAGGACCCACGUGUCAGAAAUGAUGGACUGUCCUUUACCCGUUCAUUGGAUACAUCGACAGCGCAGCCUGUUCAUUCACCUGUUUGGUUUCGUUACACGACGUUACUCCGUAGUCUACUUUCAAACACUUUUUUGCUACACAGAUAUUACACGUGUGCAUUUGACUAACAAGGUGUAACCUCACACAAUUUUACAAUUUUUUACAAAACAACAUUGGCAAAUUACGGUAAAGCCUACUCCUCGACUUUUGACACGAGAACUACAUAGAUGAUAUGCUCUGCUAUUUGUACAUAAGGCUAUGGAGGAAGACCCAAAUCAAAUACAUGAAAUGAUAGUAAAAAAAUAACAUUCCAUCACAGGUGAAAUGCAAAUAUGUACAUGUCAAA
This is a messenger RNA of Sander lucioperca (pikeperch), 3780 nucleotides long. RefSeq lists its product as uncharacterized. Bases 359 to 2431 code for a protein of 690 amino acids. The transcript has 15 exons. The record is from RefSeq and is a predicted model, not a curated record. Lineage: Eukaryota; Metazoa; Chordata; Actinopteri; Perciformes; Percidae.